AUGGAUGCGAUCUCUUUCGUCCUAGGAAUCAAGUCCUCCCAUCUACGAUCGACGAACCUUCGCGACCUUGUUUACCGCGGCCGUGUACUACGCACAUCCAGAGUCGAUGCUGAUGGCAAUGCCAUCGACGGAGAGACCAAUGGAGAUGCGCAGGACGGUGACGACGUCGAGCCAUCGCAGGAUCCGAGCGGAGCGAACGAUCCACGCACGGCCUGGGUGAUGGCCGUCUACGAGGACGAUGCCGGCGAGGAACAGCAAUGGCGACGAUCGAUCACCAGCCAAGGUGUCAGCGAGUAUCGAAUCAACAACCGCACCGUGACGGCGCAACAGUACAACGAGGCCCUCGAGUCUGAGAACAUUCUCAUCAAGGCGCGCAACUUCCUUGUGUUCCAGGGUGAUGUGGAGGCGAUUGCUUCGCAGUCCCCCAGGGAUCUCACGCGCCUGAUCGAGCAGAUCUCCGGCAGUCUCGAAUACAAGGCCGAAUACGAGCGUCUAAAGGCCGAGGCGGAGGAGGCUGCGGAACAGCAAACUGUGCAGCUUAACCGCCGCCGAGGUAUCAACUCCGAAAUUAAGCAAUACCAGGAACAAAAGCGCGAGGCCGAGAACUACGCCCGGAAGGCAGAGGAGCGCGACCAAGCUAUCAUCACCCACAUCCUGUGGAAGCUCUUCCACUUCCAGCGUACGAUUGACGAGUCCAGCGCCGAGAUCCUCAAGUACCAGGACGAGCUGAAGGAGUUCCGCCGCAACGUUGAGAAAUACGAGAAGAAUGUCGAGGAGGCCAAGAAAGAUCACGCUCGGGUUGGUCGGGACGUGGCAAAGGCCGAGAAGAACAUAACGAAGAAAGAAAAGGAAAUCGAGGAGUCUACCAACGCCCUCGUCCCUGUCGAUGAGAAAGUCGACAUCACUAUGAAGAAGGUGGAACGGUUUGCCUCUCGAAUUGCUGAGAUCGGUAAAGAGAGGGAGGCUCAGUCUUCUAAUGCAAAGCAAUUGGAAAAAGACCUCAAGGUUGUCGAAAAAGCUCAGGCCCACAAGAAGGGCGGCCAGUUGAGCGAAGCUGAUCAGCAAGAAUACAACAAGCUUAAGGAAGAGGUCAACAAGCGAUCAUCUGCCGAACAGCUGAACCUCGACAACCUACGGCGCCAGCGCAAGACCGAAGCCGAGGCCUACAAUAGUCUUAAAUCGAAGUUCGAGGGCACGGAAUGGCAGCUCAAGUCUCUGGAGACUGACACCCAGUCCAUGGACGAACGAAAAUCGUCGCUUAAUGACACCGUCAAGACAACGUCCAAGGACAUUGACCGCAAGAAGAAGGAGCUCAACACCCUUACGUCCGAGCGAUUGCGGGUCUCUCAGAUGAGGACGGAACUCGAGGAGAAGCUUCAGGCGGUCUUGAAGAAGCUCCUCGAGGCUGACGAUGGCAAGAAACAGAGCGAGAAGGAGCUCCGAGCGAAGGAGUUGAUUUCGACCUUGAGACGUAUUUUCCCAGGUGUCAAAGGCCGAGUCAGUGACCUCUGCAAACCUAAGCAGAAGAAAUAUGCCGAAGCUGUCAGCACGGUGCUUGGCCGACACUUCGACGCGAUUGUCGUUGACAAUGAGAAGACUGCCAAGGAGUGCAUCCAGCACCUGCGUGACCAGAGAGCCGGCCAGGCGACGUUCAUCCCCUUGGAGACAAUUCAAGUGAAGGCUUUCAAUUCCAACCUGAAGGGAAUGCACCGCGGGAUGCGCCCGGCUAUCGAAACGGUGGACUACGAUGACUCGGUUGCGAGAGCCAUCAGCUACUCCUGCGGGAACGCCAUUGUGUGCGAUGAUUUGGCCACGGCUAAGUAUCUCUGCUACGACAAACACGUGGAUGCUAAGGCGGUCACUCUCGAUGGAACAGUGAUCCAUAAGGGUGGUUUAAUGACUGGUGGUAAAGGACCUCAGCAGAACUCGAAGCGAUGGGAGGACUCCGAGGUGGAAAACUUGUACAAGCUGAAGGACAAGCUGUUAGCUGAUCUUAACAGCCUUCCUAAGGGCCACCGCCGGGGAACCGAAGAAGAAACCCUACAGGGUGAGCUCGUCGGCCUUGAGCAGCGCUUGGCCUAUGCUCGAGAUGAACUUAAGGCUCUCGAGAGGAAUCUCGAGAGCAAGCGCACAGAGUUGGAUCACGUCAAGCGUCUGUUGGAGGAACUCAGACCGAAAUACUUUGAACGGCAGGAGGCUUUGGAAGAGCUCGACCAGACCAUCACCGAAUCACAGGAGUCCGUUAGCAGUGUUGAGGACGAUAUUUACAGCAAGUUCUGCAAGCGUCUUGGGUACAGCAACAUCCGCGAAUACGAGGUCCAACAAGGUUCUCUACACGAAGAGGCGGCUCAAAAGAAGCUGGAAUUCACGACGCAGAAGAGCCGAAUUGAGAACCAGCUGAGCUUCGAGAAACAGCGACUCCAGGCGACCGGCGAUCGUAUUGCCAGUCUCGAGGCUCAACACCAGCGUGAUGAGAACUUGAUCGAGGAGCUCCGAGCAGAGCAGGAGGAAAUCGGAAACCGGUUAGACGAAUUCAAUGCGGAACUUGAUAUUCUUCGAGAGCGCCUUGAAGAGCAGAGGGAGGCAUAUGCACACUCUGCUGAGAAUCUGGCGCAACACCGCAGGGAACUUCAGAAGCGCAGCAAAGAAGUCGAAGGGACGCUGAAGAAUGUCAACGCCUUGGAGACAGACGUUCAACGCAACUCAUCCAGCCGAUAUGCUCUUCUUCGGCGCUGCAAGCUCGAAGACAUUGAUAUCCCGCUGACAGAAGACUCCAACCCUCUGGAACAGCUUCCCAUUGAUGAUCUCAUUCAAGCAGCCGAUCCGGAUGCGAUGGACGUGGAUGAAGAUGGCGCCGGAGCAGGUGACACAUUUGCUGUGCAAGACUACGGUAUUGAGGUCGACUUUGAGUCGUUGGGAGAGACUCUUAAAGAGGAGAAUGAUGACAAGCUGGAAGAGGAAUUGUUGGACAAAGUACGAACGCUCGGCGGUGAACUCGACAAGAUGGCGCCCAACACACGAGCCAUCGAGCGACUGGAGAGUGUCGAGAACAAACUCCGUGGCACCGAAAAGGACUUUGACGAAGCGCGCAAACACGCUCGGAAGGCCAAGGAAGACUUUGAGGACGUCAUGCGCCAGCGAUCCGAUCUCUUCAACAAGGCCUUCACCCAUAUUUCCGAUCAGAUCGCUCCUAUCUACCGCGAGUUGACGAAGAGUGCCAACUACCCGUUGGGUGGACAAGCCUACCUGGAUAUUGAGGACUCGGAUGAGCCCUAUCUCGACGGUAUCAAAUAUCACGCGAUGCCUCCGCUCAAGCGUUUCCGAGACAUGGAGCAUCUCUCGGGUGGUGAGAAGACCAUGGCUGCUUUGGCCCUGUUGUUUGCGAUCCACUCGUAUCAGCCGUCGCCAUUCUUCGUGCUGGAUGAAGUCGAUGCCGCUUUGGACAACACCAACGUGGCACGGAUUGCCAACUACAUCCAUGACCAUGCCGCACCUGGUAUGCAGUUCAUUGUGAUCAGUUUGAAAACUGGCCUGUUCCAGAACAGUGAGGCCUUGGUGGGUAUCUACCGGGACCAGACUGAGAACAGCAGUAAAUCAUUGACUCUUGAUCUUCGGAAAUAUAACUAA
Molecule: messenger RNA, 3627 nt
Organism: Aspergillus steynii IBT 23096
Lineage: Eukaryota; Fungi; Ascomycota; Eurotiomycetes; Eurotiales; Aspergillaceae
Product: cohesin subunit SMC1
Exons: 5
Coding region: 1-3627 (1208 amino acids)
Biological process (GO): sister chromatid cohesion
Cellular component (GO): chromosome; nucleus; cohesin complex
Molecular function (GO): DNA binding; ATP hydrolysis activity; protein binding
Source: RefSeq, a predicted model, not a curated record